CGAGGCACCCACAACCCCCUGCGGGCGCGGGGCGGGCAGGCCCACGGGGUAGGCGGGGAGCCGGAAGCGGGCGGGGCUCUCGCUGACUGGGAAAUGUCAGCCGCUUGACUGUGGACGGCUGUUUCUUUCCCCAGAGCCCGCAGGCCUUCUGGUGACCGCCACCGCCGUCGCCUCGGAGCGUGGGUCCCGGGCGCUGGGCGGCUGUGGCGGACGCCGCGUUUUCCCGGGUCCUUUCAGACGCUGUCUGGCGAGAUCGGACGGCGAGACCGAGAGGGGAGCGCGUGAGGCGCUUUGGAGUCUGGGGUCCGGGGCCGAGCUCUGGCGGAGGAGAGGGGCCCCGGGAGACCCCGAGCGGCGGCCGCCGCCGCGGGGCCCACAUCCUUGGCCGCUGAGUGGAGGCAGUAGCCGAGUCUGCCGGCCAGAUAUGGUCCAGUCCUAUACGUGAAUAACUUUUGUUAGUAAGAGUGGACAUUCAAUAAUGAGUGGUGCAGCUUUGGGACUCGAGAUUGUUUUUGUCUUUUUUCUGGCGUUAUUUCUACUUCAUCGAUAUGGAGACUUUAAGAAACAGCAUAGACUUGUAAUUGUUGGAACACUGCUUGCUUGGUAUCUCUGCUUUCUUAUUGUCUUCAUACUGCCUCUGGAUGUUAGUACGACAAUAUACAACCGGUGCAAACAUGCUGCUGCAAAUUCAAGCCCUCCUGAGAAUAGCAACAUUUCAGGAAUGUAUGCAACUGCUAACCCUGUUCCAAGACAACAUCCGUGUUUCAAGCCAUGGAGUUAUAUUCCCGAUGGAAUUAUGCCAAUUUUCUGGAGGGUAGUAUAUUGGACAUCACAAUUUUUAACAUGGAUUCUCUUACCUUUUAUGCAGUCAUAUGCAAGAUCAGGAGGGUUUUCUAUCACUGGAAAAAUCAAAACUGCACUGAUUGAGAAUGCAAUCUAUUAUGGCACCUAUUUGCUGAUUUUUGGAGCAUUUUUAAUUUAUGUAGCUGUAAAUCCACAUUUGCAUUUAGAAUGGAACCAGCUUCAGACAAUUGGGAUAGCUGCUGCAAAUACAUGGGGUCUAUUUCUUCUUGUAUUGUUGUUGGGGUAUGGCUUGGUAGAAAUUCCUCGGUCAUACUGGAAUGGAGCAAAAAGGGGUUACCUACUUAUGAAAACGUAUUUUAAGGCUGCCAAACUGAUGACAGAGAAAGCAGAUGCAGAAGAGAAUUUAGAGGAUGUCAUGGAAGAGGUUCGUAAAGUGAACGAAAGCAUCAAGUAUAACCAUCCAUUGAGAAAAUGUGUUGAUACAAUACUUAAAAAGUGCCCUAUAGAAUACCAGGAAAAAAUGGGUAGAAACAUGGAUGACUAUGAAGAUUUUGAUGAAAAGCGUAAUACCUACCCAAGUGAAAAAAGUCUGGUAAAACUGCAUAAACAGGUGAUUUAUUCAGUUCAGAGGCACCGUCGAACUCAAGUACAAUGGCAAAUUCUUUUAGAACAAGCAUUUUACCUAGAAGAUGUAGCAAAAAAUGAAACUAGUGCUACUCAUCAGUUUGUUCAUACCUUUCAGUCGCCAGAGCCAGAAAAUCGAUUUAUCCAAUACUUUUAUAAUCCUACAUUUGAAUGGUACUGGGAAUGUCUUUUGCGACCAUGGUUUUACAGAAUACUUGCUGUGGUUUUGUCCGUCUUCUCUGUGAUUGUUGUGUGGUCAGAAUGCACAUUCUUUAGCACUACUCCUGUCUUGUCCCUCUUUGCAGUCUUCAUACAGCUAGCAGAAAAAACAUACAAUUAUAUUUAUAUUGAGAUUGCUUGCUUCCUUUCCAUCUUCUUCCUAAGUAUCUGUGUUUAUUCUACUGUAUUCAGAAUUCGUGUAUUUAACUAUUAUUAUUUGGCUUCACAUCACCAGACUGAUGCUUAUAGCCUUCUUUUCAGUGGCAUGUUAUUUUGCCGUUUGACUCCUCCUUUAUGUCUUAAUUUCUUGGGUUUGACCCAUAUGGAUUCAUCCAUCUCUCACCAAAAUACUCAGCCAACUGCUUAUACAUCUAUUAUGGGUUCCAUGAAAGUUUUAUCCUUUAUUGCAGAUGGAUUCUAUAUAUAUUAUCCUAUGUUGGUAGUAAUUCUCUGCAUUGCUACUUAUUUUAGUUUGGGAACCCGUUGUUUGAAUCUGCUUGGUUUCCAGCAGUUUAUGGGAGAUAAUGAUAUGACAUCAGAUUUAGUUGAUGAAGGAAAGGAAUUAAUCAGACGAGAAAAGAGAAAAAGGCAAAGGCAAGAAGAAGGUGAAAAUCGAAGAAGAGAAUGGAAAGAACGCUACGGACACAAUAGAGAAGAUUCCACUAGAAACAGAAAUAUUCACACUGACCCCAAAGAGUCAAACUUCUCGGAUAUUAGUACCAACCGGUCAUCCAAAUAUACAAGGGCUAAUAAUAGGACUGAAAGGGACCGAAUAGAACUUCUCCAAGAUGCAGAACCUUUGGAUUUUAAUGCAGAAACAUUUACUGAUGAUCCUCUCGAAUCUGAAUCAGGAAGGUAUCAGGCUGGUGGACGAUAUCUCUCAAUGUCUCGCAGCCAAAUAUUUGAUGAUGUUUAAAGUCUGAAAAAAAUUAUGGAACAACUAACCAAGGUCAACAGUCUUUAUGGACAUCUGUGCACCCUAGAAUUUCCUCUGUUCUCUCAGUCAAAAGUGUCAAGAUAACAAAAAGAUACUGACAAUUAAUUAUAUCUUAGUAUAAUAAUUGAUUGUUUAUUGAAUUAGAGUAUCAUCUUUUUUAGUAAGAGUUAUUACAUAUCAUUUCCUAAGCAUCUGCCUUAGAGGUACAGCUAUAGUGGAAGGAUUUAACUCAUAAUAAAGAGCAGUAUGUGCUGAGAAUAUGUAGUUUGGUUUGUUUCAGAUUAAAUUUUUUUCAGAAGGAUUAUUUUAAAGAUUGAAGGAAGCCAUAAGUCAUCCCAAAUGAUAUUAUACAGUUUUAUUAUUGUGAUUUACUUUUUUGUUAUCUCUAAAAAAUAUAUCCAACAUGUAUUUCCCAAAAAAAAGUAAGUGAAUGGAGACCUCAUAUAAUAACCAUAUUCAUAAAACUCAUGUCUUAAAACAAGGCUUACUUACCAGAUAAAACUGAAUGUAAAAAGUGCUUUUUCAAAUCUGUUGGCAAAUUAGUGGGGUUUUUGCAUGUGUAAUUAGGAUUAUACUUCAACUGAUAAGUGUUAGUGUCUUUAGCAUGUGUAUAUAAUCAGGUGAUAUAUUAUUCCUUCAGGCUUUGUAGUAACUGGAUUUUUAAAAUGUUUUUGGUAUUGCUUUAUAAAAGGUUUCAUUUCAGAAAGCAAUAUUAAGUGUUAUCACUUAGCAUGUUGAUUUAAAUGUUGAUCAUGCCCAUGUAAGGAUAAGUCCUAAGCUUUAUUGGCAAAUAGUUGUGGAAUUUUUUAGUAGCCAAAAAAUACCACGAAUUCUCUAAUAUUUAAAUAUGUAUGCUUUUUGAGAAACAAAAAUUGGUCUUUCAAAAGUAAAAAGUGAAUCCAUUUACUAUUGUUACUGUCUCAUAAAUUGUGGUUUAUAGAAGACUACAUUAGAAUGAAAAUACAUAAUAAUAACUUGGUUAAACAUGCUUAUUUUAAAUUGAUUGUUUUAACCUUUGUGUUUAAGCCAAAGUUUGUAUUAUAUUUUAAAGCACCAAUGUUUAUUGCAAAGUGAACACAGUUGAGCACAGCAUGCUUGCAGAGAGUUUCUUACAUCCCUGAAAUAUUUGCAACUCUUAAAAAAUCCAUACUGCAUUGAGAAACUGUACUUGAGCUUGCCCGGUACAGUCUCAGUUUAACACCUGUUAUCCUGUGUAGUUAUUACUAGUACUCACUUUCACUCUCAAGUAUCCCUGUUUGAAGAUAAAUAAUAUGGUCCUUCUAACAAUAUGAUUAUAUGCUAUUUGAAGUGUAAACUUUCCCUGAGCCAUCAAUUAAAAAUUUUUAUUUUCCUCUUUAAUGAGUGUUACCAUGUAAAUUUUAAAAAGACAAAGUCCUAUGAGGGUACUGAAAGGAAUAGUGCAUCAUCUUAAUUGUCUUAUAUUUUAAUCUUUGGGUUUUUAUGAUCUGAGAUUAGAUCCCCUUUAAAAUAAUUAAAAUGAAUUUACUUGCAAAGGAGGGUAAUAUAGACUGCUCAUUUGAGGGGACACACACAGUCUUUUACUGUGAAGUCUGGUCAGAGAGCAAUAGACCAGGAGCAGAUAUAAUUUAAUACUAUUUGUAAUUUCAUGACUAACUCAUUGAGUUACUUUGGGAAAAUCAUAUAACCUUUUGGUGCCUCAAUUUCUUCAUUUGCAGAAUGAAGAUGAUACUUGCUAUUUACCUCAAAGCUAUUGUGAGGGAGUUGAGUUCAUAUUUAUGUACUGGAAUUUAGAAAGACAAAAUAUGUUGUUAUUUAUGCUGUUUUUCCUAGGGAAGCUAGAAGAUAUUGACUGGGGAAAUUAUCAUCCCAGAAAGAGAAAUGAUUUUUUGUUAAUAUGAAGAAACUUAUAAGUCCCCAGAGCAAAAACUCUUUUUGGACUAACUCAUCACAAUGUCCUGUGAAAAUAGUGUUGUUUUAUUUAGUCUUUGGGCUUACCUUAGAAUACUUUUUUAGCAUAAUGUUUCUCAUUAGAUUUUGUCAUGAAAUUCAGAUGCUGUUGUUGAAGUACAGGCAGAAAAAAGAGAAGAAAUUACCUAGUUACUUUUAUUACUAACUUUCCUAAUUGUCCUAAGAUAAAUUGAUGGGAAUGUUACCACUUUCCUUUAUUACUAAAUUUUGUAUGGUUAUAAUAAUUGAUGUAUUAAUAUAGCAUAUAUGUAUAUACACACACUUUACAAACAAACAAUAUAUUCCUUUAUGACUUUAGAGUUAUUUUAAAAAUAACAUUUGGUUCUUUUGGUGAUUUAGAAUGUUCAAUUUUUUAAACAGAAUUUGUCUUAUAGGAUUUUGUAUACAAUCAUAUGGAAAUGUUAUUUUGUUGGGUAAACUUGAGUUUGGAAGGCAGUGAUUUAACCCUUGAAGACUGAUUUCAUUGAUGGGGAGCUAAGUUAAUAUUUACUAAACUGCCUUGUAUAUAACAUUGUAGUAGGUACAAAAAUUUUUCUGUUUUGAGAAGCUUAGUAAAAUAUAUUCAUAUCUACUACAAAAUAUUACUACUAAAUUCAUAUACUUUACAUGCAAAGUACAUUUCUUGAGGAAUUAUUUCUGGCAAUUAUUUUUUGAUGUCUUUAUUACAUGGUAAUAAAUAUCUGUUUAAAAUUUUCUAAA
Carlito syrichta (Philippine tarsier) is the source of this 5233-nucleotide messenger RNA. It is a transcript of the gene LMBRD2, whose product is annotated as LMBR1 domain containing 2. Gene Ontology annotation, cellular component: membrane. Gene Ontology annotation, biological process: adrenergic receptor signaling pathway. Bases 479 to 2563 code for a protein of 694 amino acids. The record is from RefSeq and is a predicted model, not a curated record. NCBI's taxonomy places the organism in Eukaryota, Metazoa, Chordata, Mammalia, Primates, Tarsiidae. The transcript has 18 exons.